AGGAAAAACAAAAUCCAUUUCCCUCGAUCCAGCCGAAACCACCGCCACCAGAAGGAAAACCGAAGCAACACUCAGAUCAUGUUCCGGCAAGCGUCACGCCUCUUGGCUCGAACCACCACAUCGAGGGGGAGUCGAGCUUUUUCCUCCGAUGUACCGGCCACUCCCACUCAAGAUUCCAACUUCAUCGACUCAUGGACCAAAGUGGUUCCCAACCUAGACCCUCCCAAGACUCCCUCGUCCUUCAUGACCCCUCGCCCAGCUACCCCUACUUCUAUCCCCUCUAAACUCGCCGUUAACUUCGUCCUUCCUUACGCAUCUGAGCUCUCCGGAAAAGAGGUUGACAUGGUAAUAGUUCCAGCAACCACCGGACAGAUGGGUGUAUUGCCUGGACAUGUCCCUACAAUUGCUGAACUCAAACCUGGGAUCUUGUCGGUGCAUGAAGGAAAUGAUGUAACAAAGUAUUUCCUCAGCAGCGGCUUUGCUCUUAUCCAUGCCAACUCUAUUGCUGAUAUCAUUGCCGUGGAAGCAGUGCCAGUCGACCGCCUUGAUCCUGCCUUGGUCCAGAAGGGUCUGGCGGACUUUACCCAAAAGCUUAGUUCGGCUUCAACUGAUCUGGAGAAAGCUGAAGCCCAAAUAGGUGUCGACGUUCACAGUGCUAUGAAUUCUGCUAUUACAGGUUAAUUGUUUUCUUAAUCAACUUUGUUUGAUCCUUAGACUUCUUGUCAGAUUGCUUCCUGUUUUGUAUGUAUUGAUGAUCAUCAAAUGACUGAGAUCUCUGAAGAUGCCUAAUUUGUUGUUUUUCAGAGCUUGGAAUAAAAUUUUCUGAAACAAGAACCUUGUAAUAUCUCUUGGUGUUUA
Hibiscus syriacus is the source of this 858-nucleotide messenger RNA. RefSeq names its product ATP synthase subunit delta', mitochondrial-like. NCBI's taxonomy places the organism in Eukaryota, Viridiplantae, Streptophyta, Magnoliopsida, Malvales, Malvaceae. Gene Ontology annotation, molecular function: proton-transporting ATP synthase activity, rotational mechanism. The coding region runs from base 79 to 681 and encodes 200 amino acids. Gene Ontology annotation, biological process: proton motive force-driven ATP synthesis. The transcript is spliced from 2 exons. The record is from RefSeq and is a predicted model, not a curated record.